AUGGCCUGCUUCGCGCGACACCACUAUCACAAUGUGUUAAGUGUACCAUCAAAUCUACCUCAGUUAAAUGAUUUAGAUCCAGGAAUUAUAGUGUGGGAAAACGAAGAAGACCCAAUUAUAGCAAUUAAAAAAUCUAGUGUUUUAGUGAACUGUUCAGUGACCUCAAAUAAACAGCAUGAUCCAGUGUUGUAUUAUUGGAAAAAAGACGGAGUUCGUUUGACGAACAAAGAACAUCGUUCGCGAGUGGAGAUAUUACGAAAUGGAUCAUUACAUAUUAGACGGGUUAUUCAUCAAGAGAAAGGCAAUUUCCGAUCUGAUGAUGGAUUCUAUGAAUGUUUCGCUAAAAAUACAGUUGGUACUGUUUUGGGCAGAAGGGUUCAUAUAAAGGUAGCAAAAAUAGCAAAAGAAUUUACAGAGCGUCCACAAUCACAAACUGCCAGUGUAGGUGGGCUGGCAUAUUUAGCCUGUAAAAUAGAAGCAGUGCCAGAAACACUGUAUGUAUGGCAGAAAAACAGUAAACCUCUAGACACCAAUCAUAAACGUUUUCGCACAUUAAAAGAUUCAAAAUCAUUGAUCAUCACAAACCUGGAAGCAGCUGAUAGCGGUAGCUAUAAAUGUUUUGCAGUCAUUAAAGCCUUAAUACUAAGAAUGGAUGGCAGUUCUGAUGUAAGCUCCUCACAGCUAAAAUGGAGGGUUACAGGUGUGGCCAAUUUAAAUGUCACCCAAGACACAACCUAUUUACCUCUUAGAAUAUGGAGAAAACCACAAAAGAACGUAACUGUACUAUCUCAUGAAUCAGUUAUAUUAAACUGUAUUGUGACCAGUAGACCCAGUCCUCAAAUAACAUGGACAUUGAACGGUAAAGAUCUACCAAGUAAGGCUGAUAUAUUAGAAGAUGGAAGUUUGUCAUUAUCUAAAGUCAGUAAAACAAUGGCUGGUAUAUAUAAAUGUAUGGUCAAAGUACCUGGUCAUCAAACAGAAUUUACCUCAGUUGGAGAAACAAAUCUCAAUGUUGAAACCACAGCUCCGAAAUCUCCCCUUAUAACUGAAGGCCCAACGAGUUUAGCACAUAAAAUAGCUCGACAUUCAGUUUUAAAAUGUGAAGCAAAUGGAUAUCCAAAACCACAAAUUACAUGGUUGAAAAAUGGAGAAAAAAUAGAAUUUGAUAGCAGACACGAAGUUAUUGAAAAGAAGAACUCCUUACGUAUCUUCAACAGUAGAGAGGAUGAUUCUGGAUAUUAUCAGUGUAUAGCUGAAAACAAACAUGGUUGGACAUCUGCUCUGGCACGACUUCAAAUUAGUAAAAACAUACAUGCUCCAAAUCCUCCAAAGACAGUACAUGGUAAAGGGGUGUCCAGUACAGAAAUUGUAGUUAGCUGGACUUUGGAAGACGACAAAGAUGACAUUCUUUGUUUUACUGUCAAUUAUAAAGAAAUCACUGACAAAGAUUCCAGUGGUGAUCGUCCAAUACGUGAAGUGAAUAAAGUAGAGCUAUAUCCCAGCCUAUCUACCAGUUUAACAAGACUAAAACCUAAUACUAAUUAUUCUAUCUAUGUUAAAACUUACACCACUACCAGCGCUAGCAUUGACUCUACACCAAUUAUAGCAACUACACUAGAAUCUGUGCCUUCAAGUUUCCCAUCACCCACAUUAACUAGUCAAGGGUAUGGUGAGGUAUUGUUAGAAUGGGAAGAGUUAACAGGUGAUGAGAGUCAUGGGAAAGUGACCGACUACCAGAUUUAUUAUGGUCUAGGUAAAAAUGAACAGAUCCAUGUUAUUAACAUUACAGCACAACUUAAUAACUACCUCAUAAAAGACUUAGAUACAAAUGGCAACUACAGAUUUAGAAUGUUAGCAGGGACUAAGAAAGGUUUUCCAAAGUUUACAGAUGAAGAAUGGCCAUGGAUAUACCAUAAAUUUCCUGCUAAAUCUCUGUCUCACAAUUCUAUACUACCAAGUGUGAACAUUACAGUUUUAAAUACCACAACCGUUCACAUAACUUGGUUCUAUCCUAAACCAGUUGAUAUUCUUGAACAAAUUCUAUUCUUACGAAAUUUACAACAAUUGUCCUCAGCUAAGGUGAUCAACUAUGAGCCUACCUCACGACAAAUUACAUUAACUCAUCUAGCUCAAAACAGCUUCCAUGAGUUUUUUCUGGUGGUUAAAUCAAAAAGUUUUGCUACGGGUAGCGUGUCAAAGUUAUUUCAUACCUCUGUCUCUGAUGCGCAGCAUACACAGCCGUGGCUUCGUCCCAAUAUUAAUAUUAUUGCCUCACUGAUGGAUCCAGACCAGAUCACAAUCACCUGGGAAUUUCCGUCAAAUGAUGAUAUACUCUUCUAUAAAGUGAGGUGUGAAACAGUGUUUGGUUUGAACCAGUGCGAACAAAGUCGUAAAGUCCGGAUUAUUGAUACUCAUUCUAACAGUGCAGUAUUAACUGAUCUUGAUGCUUAUACAUGGUAUAAUAUAUCAGUUAAACCUGAGUUAAGAAAUGGACAAGGUGUUUACAGUACUCCAACCUUGGUUCUUACUAGAGAGGACAAGCCAUCACGUCCAGAACAUGUAACAGCUAGAGUGGUGUCCCCUGACGAGGUCAUGCUGGAAUGGAGUCGACCUGCUUAUCCUAAUGGGGUCAUCCAAGGUCAUUAUAUAUCGUAUAGUAACCAGGAGCAAAAACCUGAUCAAUGGCCACAAGUCUAUCAAGAGGGUAUGAUGAACACAGCUAACAUAUCCAACCUGACCAAACCCUUAUAUUUUUUCCUUAUAAGGGCAUGUACUCAGGCCGGUCAAGGCCAACCAUCCCCAAUAAUAAAAGUUUUCAUGAAGGUAGAAGAUCCAGGUUUUUUGUCUGAUCAACAUUUGGGUAUCAUUGGUGGAGCAGCUAUUGGUAUUACAUGUAUUAUCAUAACAGUUUGUGUUAUUUUCUUAAGACAAAGGCAGUUACAAAAACGUUACAUAGCAGCAGAAAAGGCAAAUUGUGCACCAUGUCCCCACGGAUGUGUAGCUGGUAGCACUGCAACCAAACCUCUGGAAAAUGGUCAUAUAUCUCCCAAAUCUCCACCAAAUCAUACUUGUAGAAGUAAGUACAUGUCCAAAUCUCUAUCAAAUUAUACUUGUAGAGUAAGUACAAGAUCUAUAUCUCUAUCAAAUCAUUCUUGUAGAGUAAGUACAUGUCCAAAUCUCUAUCAAAUUAUACUUGUAGAAGUAAGUACAUGUCCAUUAUCUCUAUCAAAUUAUACUUGUAGAGUAAGUACAUGUCCAUUAUCUCUAUCAAAUUAUACUUGUAGGUCUGCCAUCGAUAAGCGAUCUCAAUUUGGUUAUCGAUACCCAGCCCUAAGAAUGAGAACGUGUAUAUUGGAAAGAAAUGGAAUGAUACAAGAAGUGCAAAUUCAGAAAGCGUUUUACUGCGCUGAAGCUACAGAUGUAUUGGACGAUGAUGAAGUGGUCAGUGGAAAGGUAAUGAAGAGGAAGAACACAUGGACAGGAGCUUUCAAUGGUUUCAUGGAAGCCUGUAGCUUGAACCCGGACAUUUAG
Molecule: messenger RNA, 3531 nt
Organism: Lottia gigantea (owl limpet)
Lineage: Eukaryota; Metazoa; Mollusca; Gastropoda; Lottiidae
Exons: 22
Coding region: 1-3531 (1176 amino acids)
Biological process (GO): cell-cell adhesion
Molecular function (GO): protein binding
Source: RefSeq, a predicted model, not a curated record